Acanthoscelides obtectus is the source of this 3779-nucleotide messenger RNA. Lineage: Eukaryota; Metazoa; Arthropoda; Insecta; Coleoptera; Chrysomelidae. The record is from the annotation of a GenBank genome assembly.
CAAAGAAUAUAUUGGUGUCAAGUCGCGCACUGAUAUUUUUCUGGGAAAAAUGAACGACCCGAAAUUUGGGAAGCCGGAUGAAAAGAGGAGGUCUACCGUCGUCAGUAAUAAAAGUGACAAGAGUAAGAGGGAACUUCCAACCAGAGGGUACUAUGCAGAGAUACUAACGGAUGACGAUUAUGUCGAUCCUCUAAAAAAAGAAUAUACCGGUGCCCAUAAGAAAACAAAACUGAUAUGGCAGAUAAAGACGGAAAAGCAUACACCAAUCGUGAGACAGAUGGUUACGCCUGCCAAAAAGGCAUUCUUGGCCCCAGCAGAAAGGUGGAUGACGUUCGAUGAAGACAAACACAUAAGUUUCCCUGUGGAUACGUUCAAGCCAAAAGUACAACUUCAACAUGAAGUAGAGCCCAAGACGUUGCCUCGAAACGUUGCUAUUGAACAACUACGGAGAGAGUACCAGGCCCAAAGUCUCAAAAAGUUGCUGAAGAUAAUGAAUGUCACAGCUAAGGAUUUGAUGCCGGUAGAUAUUUUAAGUGCACAUCCUGAAGAGGCUGGACCUACAAACCUUUCAAGGUGGACUAGCUUUUUGCCUUUGGAACUCUUUGAUGAUGAAGAUUACGACGUAAGGACUCCAGAAAACUGGCUCCAGCACGGCGUUAUAGAAGGUGUGAGGUAUCCACUUCCAGGAGAAGCAUAUCUGGAAAUAGCUGAUGAACAUCGCGGAGAAUUUUGCCAUCUUUUCGACACCUAUGGAUGGAUGAAUGUUGCUGUGACAGAUUAUAAUUUCGAAACUAAGAAAUGGGCUGUACUUACGUUAGAUGGACUUCAACGAACUUUUGAGGUGCCUCGUCUAUACGUAAUGUUUAAAGCAGAAGAUCCCAGGAAUUUUGCAAAGAGAGUAGAAGCUGCCAUUAAAUCACGAUAUGACACCGAAAACCUUAUAAGGUUCGAAUUUUUCUUCGAUUGCAUGCCUUUGGAAGGGACACCUCCCAUGAAUGACUUCUUGAUGAAUAGGAUUACCGAACUUAUAUCCAACAGUCUGGGGAAAAAGUGGAUAUUCGGUGAACAUUUUCAAAAGCUAAAAGAAGAGGUUGAACUUAAUCACAAAAGAGCGAUAGCAGAAAUGGAAUUCAGAAACGUAUUUGAGAAAUCUACUGAAUAUAAGUAUUUCAAUGUCCCUCAAAGAGAGAAACCAAGAGAACACAAAAAAGUGGAAACAGGAAUAAGUAACUUCCAGCAAGUCCAAAAAUACUAUGGUUGGUAUAACAUCUAUGUGAUACCAGAAACGUACUUAGCUAUGUCUUAUGUCGUUGGAGAAUGUUUGAAGAUGUCUCAAGUUUCGCUAUUUACCGCAAAUUAUGGAACUAAGUAUGUCACUUUGGAGGAGUUUGAAGCUUUACAGAUUCAGACAACCAGCAUAGUAAUGAAACAGAUGAAAGGCAGCUGGCUAGAAACCUUAGUCUUCAACAUAAGAAUGUGCUUGGGCGACCUUGGCAAAGGAUGGUUUGACAUGAACGAAAAAAACUUCGAAACAUACGAAAUAUCCAAACUCAAACGGUUCAUGGAUCUGGUUAAAUUCAGAAUGCAGCAUACUUUGAGGCUGUUAGUGGAAAAUUCUCUGCAGACCUUCAUAACCUUAGUGGAAACACCCUGUAUACCAUGUUUGGAAGUGGAAGAUGACUUCGAAUGGGGUCGUGAUUUCGUGAACAGCCCUUUUGUUUCAAAAGCUUCCCCUAUAUUCAUAUUACAGUUGAAGAUGAAUGAAGAGGGAGCAUACUAUUCUACUCAACCAGAAUUAUUCAAGAAAGUGAUUUUACGUCUAUUCGACGAAGCUUUGAGACAGACCCAUCAGAUCAAACAGGUACACCCUCUCCUGCUUCCAAACUUACGCUUUCCCAAGGAUCUUAACUUAUCUUCUGUAGGAUUGUUAGCUGAAGAAGUUGUGAGUAUCCGUGACAGAUUCAUGAGAGCCUAUGAUAGAGCUUUAGUACCACUUUUAGCUUACGCUAACGAGUAUAAAGUACACACUGAACUAUAUACUAUGGAUGUAGCUCAAUUUAUAGAACAAUACAAGUCAGAGCAACACACAGCUGUCGAAGUGAAAGAAGAAGUAUCACUGCAUUUGCGCCAUAAAGCAAAUUUGGAAGCAACGUUGCCGACCAAUAUAUUCAUUGGACCUUAUAAUAUAAAUGUAGAGCAACUGAGGCAGUUUCUCAUUGCCAAACGCCAAGAAAUAGCUACUAGGCUCUUGGAUAUGUUUGCUGCUAGAAUGAAGGAGAUAUUUGAGGACAUAUUGGAGGAAUACAGAAAAAUUAUGGUCAAGUUAGCAGAAAAGCCAGAACAUAUAGAACGCAUCCUUGAAAUCCGCGAUUGGAUAGAAACGGUACCAAUGUCUGUAAGAUCUUUGGAUGAAUCAGUGAAGAGAUACCUUCUGGAAUAUGACGUCCUCGAUCACUUUUGGUAUGCUUUACCCAACGAAGAUUUCGAUAACAAAUAUCAGGCGGUGGGCUGGCCUAUGAAGAUUUCUCAGCAAGUGGAGGCAGCUGAUAUCUUCUUGAAAGAAGAAGAAGAACGGUUCUACAAGUUGCAGUUGCAAGACGAAUUCACGCUUCAUGAUAAGAUUGAAACUUUGACAGCACAGGUUGUGCAAAUGGCUCAGCUGAGAGACUUCACGAAGACUCACGAAAUUGCCCUGGACAUGCGGAGGGUUUGGAAGAGUAUGAAGGAAGCUCAAGAAAUGGGACAGCUUCUUAACCAAAGGCAAAAGUUGUUCAAUGUACCAGUUGUGCCAUUUGAUGAUUUGGGUAAACUUAUUAAGGAAUUUGAACCUUACAAGAAUUUAUGGGGCACUGCCUCAGAUUGGUUAAGAGCUUACGAAAUCUGGAUGGACAAUCCGAUCCAAAACAUAGACGCCGACUCCAUAGAGAUGAGCGUAACUGACAUGUACAAGAUGAUGGUACGAUUGAUUAAAAUCUUUGCUGACAUCGAAGCUGUUCAAUCAGUGGCCAGUGAAAUUCGCAAUCAAAUCGAUCAGUUUAAGCCACUUAUCCCAAUUCUGAUGAGUUUGAAAAAUCCGGGCAUGAAACAGCGCCACUGGGAUAAGUUUGCUGAAGACACUGGUAUAGCUUUGGAGUGGACACCAGUAACAACGUUCCAUGAUUGUUUGAAACUAGGCAUAGAGGAAUACGCCGAUAAUAUGAUUAAAAUAGCAGAAUCUGCUACGAAGGAAUAUUCUAUCGAGCAGACACUGAACAAGAUGAUGGAAGAAUGGGAAAAUAAUAAAAUGGAGCUUACGCCUUAUAAAAAUACUGGAACCUAUAUUAUGAAGGUAUCAGACGAGAUCCAGCAAAUGUUGGAUGACCACAUCGUGCUUACUCAACAACUGUCUUUCAGUCCCUUCAAAGGACCAUUUGAGGAAAAGAUUGAUGAUUGGGAAGACAAGCUGAAAAUAACUGCUGAGGUCAUAGAAGAAUGGAUGGACGUACAAAAGCAAUGGAUGUACUUGGAGCCAAUUUUCACGAGUGCUGACAUAACAAGACAGCUUCCUGCAGAGAGUAAAAAGUACAAUUCGAUGGAAAGGACGUGGAAGAGAAUCAUGAGAAACGCACACGAGUGUCCCAAUUUGCUUCUUCAGUUGAUGUUAAAGAACAGUCAAUUGCUUUUUCUCUAAACUACCAAUACCUUGGUUACAACAGAAUGGAAUAAAAUGGAAUAGAAUGGAAUAUAAUGCAAUAUAAUGGAAUAUAAUAGAAUAUAAUGGAAUAUAAUGGAAUAUAAUG